GCGGAGGGAAAAAGGAAAGGUCAGCCAUCACCAUCUGCUCGCCGAAAACGGCGCAACAUUACAACGGCCGCGGGUGGCAGGGAGGUCAACAUCGUUGUCGCUGUAGUGGAGCACGCGGUGUUCGGCGAAAUAUGAAAUUCCCGCUGUCCCGGUGCCCAACGCCGACAGAGACUCGAUUAUCGGAAGCAGCAGCAGCGCUUCAUCAUCGCUCAGCCUACUGCUUCUUCCUCUGCUCCUACCGGAUGCAGCAGCAGCAGCAGCAGUGGCGAACAUCGGUGCAGUUGUCGUCUUCAACGUUGCGAAGGCUCAGCUGCAGUAGCACGGGAUCGGCCGCGAAGAAAGCGGCGCUGCAGGAGAGCGAAGCAACAGCUUCGACCUAAGGAGGGAAGCGCAGGCAAACGCACGGUGCAUCAGAAAACGCCGGCCCGUGCGAGAAGAAGAGAAGUGAAGAAAGUGCAGUGACGUGAAGUGGAGUGUUACAAAAAAGGCAAGAAGAAGCAAAAACCCAAAGGAGCCAGUAUCCUUGGCAAAGUAGGCCUCGGCUAGCAGCAACGGCAGCAGCUGCUGCUUUUUCCUUCUCCGUCUCGCGCAGUUGUGCGGUACAGGGUGACACAGCGAAGUGCGCGAAGAAGUCGACGAUCGUCGAAGAAGCGGUCGUCGUGAAACAUCAUCUCUUGCUUGAGAAAGAAAAGGGGCGCGUUAUUUUUUGAGGCUAGAAGAAGCGAGUAGCGUGGAAACGCACGUGUUUUGUGGGUGAAAUUCUCGCGCGCGCGCGUGUGUGUGUGUGUGAGCAAAAUAAUCGUAUAGUGCAUAACGAAAGGUGUGCAACCUGGCUUCGACAGCAUCACAACAGCGAACCCACAGACGACACUAUGAUCACAGUAGGCGGAAGCUACUACAGUAGUAGCAGGAGUAGCAGCACAAGCAGUAAUAAUGGAGGAAGCGUCAGUAAAAGGCACCAGUGGACGGCAAGGAUCUUCAGCUUGCUGUUGAUUUUGCUGCAGUUGGAGGUGCAGGUGCUGUCACAUUCGGUGACGGCCCAGGAUGGGAUCUACAGUGAUGCCUCCGUCACGUCGGAAGCGGCUGGUAGCAGCUCGUCGUCGUCGUCGUCCUCGUCGUCGUCGUCGACGUCAUCCGCCUCUUCGUCGGGUGGCGCUUCGUCGUCGCUAAUGGACGGAAUAAUCCUCGACGAGGAAGGUGUGCUGCUUAUGUCCACACCCGGCACCCAGCAGACACUCAGCGAGGAGGCGGCAGCCUACCUACAGUUUGACCCACCCGAGAUCCUCAACUUUGCCGAACGAUCGAUCGGCGAUCCGCACAACCGGCCGGUGGUGCUCUACAAUCGGCACAAAAACCGGAGCGUCUAUCUCGACUCGAUCUCCGGCAGUACGGCCGAGUUCUCGAGCUCGUACUUCAAGGAGAAGGUAAUUCCACCCGGCGGCAACACCAGCUUCAACGUGGUGUUCCUGCCCCGCCGGCUCGGUCUGGCCGAGGGUUCGCUGCUGGUGCACACCUCCUUCGGGAUGCUCCGGUAUCUGGUGCAAGGCGAGGGCAUCGAGUGCCCGUACCGGUUGCGACCCCUCGUGGGCCUGCAGGCACCGCUCAACGCGACCCUCUCGCCGGAGAUCACACUGUACAAUCCGCACGACACGCCGCUCCAGAUACUGGAGAUCUACAGCAGUGGGGGUAAUUUCUUGCUCGAGCUACCGAGCGGUGCCCAGGAGGGUCCGCAGGCGCUGUGGGAGAUCCCGCCGCAUAGUACGCGCACGGUGAUCCGGGUGCGGUUUCUCGCUCGAACACCCGGCAGCCACGUCGCGUACGUACGGAUCAAGGUCUCGGGCGGGAGCGCGGAGCCGACGCUCGUCGACAAGAUGCUGGUCGUACCGAUCGAGGUGGAGAUCUUCAAAGAGACGGGCCUGUACUCGAGGAUACCGUUCCUUGAGUUGGGCGUUACGUCGGCGGAGGAGGCUGCCAUGGCAACGGCGGCAGUGGCAGUGCCGGUAAGCUCGAGCGAGUCGGGACUGAGUGUAAGGAGUGGUCAGAACGUAACCCGCUUGAGCCUGGACCUGAUCAACUCGGGCAGCCAGCCGGUGAAGGUGAAAAGCUGGGGCAUUCAGGCGGACGACACCGAGGCGAUGCUCUGCAUGCACGUGCUUGUGUCGGACGAGCGGACGCUGCACGUGGAGUUCGACUGGUCGAAGCUGGCGCACGACAAACGGUACAUCAGCGGACGGAUCCUGCUCAACCUCGAGCGGAUACAGACGGCGGGGACCGAUGGGCAAACGAUGGAGGACGAUCAGGACCACGAGCUGGACGACAAAGGGGGUGGCGGUGGUGGUGGAGCGCUACAAGAGGAUGCACACGCCGUGGAGGACGGGGUGGAGGGGGGUACGGUUGUGGCCAGCAUUUACUCGAUACCGUUCGCCGGCGAGGUGCUCAAGGGAAGCAUCCAGUACAACAAGGAAGCGCUACGGUUUCUGCUACACAACUACAAGGAGGCUAUCGGAAAUGUGGAAGAGGAAGAGCAGGAGGAGGCGGAAGAGGACGGGGAGAACGAUGGAAGCACAGGGACGCACGGUCCGCUAAGGCCACUGGUCAUCCGGAACCACUUCAACGUGCCAUUGUCGAUCACGAACGUCAGUGUACCUGAGAACUGCUCGCGUUACUUCACGCUGGAGGACUUCCGGCCGGUGGUGUUGAAACCGGACGAGGAGUGGACGCUCCUCCGUAUCGGCCUAAAGAAGCGGAUCACCCCCAGCACAAUCACAACCCACAUCAGGCUGGCGACGAACAUCAGUGACUACGAACUGCCCGUGCUCGGCUACAGCGGGAAGCUGCAACGGCGGCUUUCGUCGACGGUUCGCGACGCGUCACUGCUAACGGUGAUCCCGGAAACGACGGACGAGCUGGACUUUGGCAUCCUACCGAUCGCCACGCUCGGGGAAGCGCUCGUCGCGUUCAUCAACCCAAAUCCCGUCCCCAUACCGAUCAUCCACUGGAAGGGUGCAAUCACGUCGGAGGCGGCCGUCGGUGCACCCACGAUCACGGUCAUCUUGCGCGGCUGCGGGCCACGCCAUCUAGAGGAGCUCGUCUUCUGCACUACGGUGCCGCCGGGCGAGUGGAUCGUCUACCAGAUCAGCGUGCAGAGUGGCACGAUCGACCGCUACCAGGGCCGGUUUACGGUGAAGACGGACUACGAGGAGAUCGUGACGCCGCUCCACUUCACCACGGCCGUCGGUGAGCUGCACCUCGUGCGGGAACGGUUACGCUUCGCCGAUUGUUUUCCGGGGAAACUGUGCUCCCUGUCGCUGCUGGCGGCGUCCACCUUCCCGAGCAAGAUCCAGAUCGAGAGCGUGCGGACGGACGUGGCGGGGCUGGGCUACGAGUUCCUGUCGCCGGACAAGCAGCGGCCGCUGCCGCCGAGCCAGCCGGUGGUGCUGUACCCGGACGCGGUCACCAGCAUCGGGCGGCUGUCGUUCGAUCCGAAGGUGCACUGCGGCCCGGAUUGCUACAGCAGCUUCGAUCUGCUGUCGAAGCCGUUCGGCGUCAAGUGGAUGGCGACGCUGGACAGCUACGAGCAGUACCGGCGGCUGGACAGCGACAAGCUGCUGCAGCAGCUGCAGCGCUACGCCGAGAUGAAGCAGCGGCUGACGAGCGUCCACUUUCAGGUGCUGGCCGAGUCGAGCCGGAAGUUCGACUUUAACGCGAGCGUCGAUCUGGUGUGGCCGAAGCUGCUCGACGAGAACGUCUUCUUUCCGACGCUGCAGAUCGAGCAGGAGGCGGUCAAGCUGAUCACGAUCAACAACCCGUCGGAUCAGAUCCUGUUCGUGCACCUGGUGCUGCACGACGUGGCCGUCCAUGGGCGGGUGCCGGCGGUGGACGGUGGUGGUGGGGGGCCCCCCAUCCCGUUGCCGCCCGAGGUGCUGACCGGGUGCGCCAACUGUACGCUGAGCGAGGAGAGCGUGUUUUCCUUCUUCCUGUUCGACAGCGACGACAUCUACGUGAACUACGUGAAGCCGAUGUCGUUCCUGCGGAUAGCGGUCAAGUUUAGUGCCCGCCAGCCCGGCACCUACUCGACCGUGCUGUACAUGCGCAACAAUCUGACGCUGAUCGAUGCGGCCUGGAUACAGGCGCGGGCCGUCGUGCCCCUGUUCAAGUUCGGCAAUCGGCGGCCCGGCUCGCCGACGGCCCUGCAGUUCGAGGUCACCGACAAGCAUGUGCAGCUGUGCGGGACUCGAUACAACAAUCUUCAGCAGCAGCAGCAGCAGCGGCGACGGCGGGACUCGGGGACAUCGUCGGAUGCUGGUGGCACGAUGAAGGGGGCAGUGGGAACGUCCGAUGCGUUCGUCGAUGCUGCUACCGAUAGCCUGGUGGCGAAGGUGGACGAGGCGGAGGAGGCAGAGCAGCUGGGGUUGGAAACGAGACGCACGUUUACGGCGCGUAACUACGGCGAGGUACCGAUCGUGAUAUCCGGCAUCCGGAUCGAGGACCUCCCGUGCGAAGGCUAUGGCUUCAAGGUGCUGGACUGCGCGCCGUUCGAGCUGGCGCCGAACGCGAGCCGCAAGAUCGAGAUCGCGUUCGCGCCCGACUUCACGCUGGCGCGCGUCGUGCGCAUGCUGCACUUCGACACCAACAUCAACCACUUCCCGGUGAACUUUACGCUGCUCGGGACGAUACCGAUGCACCGGCUGGAGAUCUGCUAUCUGGGGCACCCGCGGCCCUGGUACGAGCCGUGGUUCCGCAAGCUGCUGCUCGUCGUGCUGCCGACGGCGCUCCUCGGUACGCUCGUGGCCUCCGUGCUCGACGCGAACCGUGUGCUGCGGGUGCAUUUUUUGAGCCUUACGCGCGAGAAAGGCCCUGUCCAGCCGCCGCUUGACCUGCGGCAGAUUGCGCUACAACACACGACCAGCAGCACGGCGACGUUGGUGGAUGCGGCGGGAGGUCCCACUGACCGGGGGGGUAAGCUUGUAACGGACAAUGGAAACGCCGUUUCGACGACGACGACGCCGGUGGUUACUCGCCACAAUCGGAAAUCGGAACGAAAGAACGGCACGAAGGGGGGAGGCCUUCAGAACGGAAGUAUAACGUCGGCCGAGAGCGGCUCGAGUCGGUUCAAUCGUAGCUGGAUGGAUUUCACCUCGAAAUCGGCGGUUGCAAAACUAACUCCAAACGGUGCCGGUGGAAAGCAGCAGCCCUUAGCGACGGCUUCGGCAGCGUACACCUUUUCCUCUUCCACUUCAUCCUCCCCCUCGUCGAACUGCUCGUCGUCGGUGUCGGACAACGUAAGCAAAAUUGCGCCGGCGGCUAAGAGUCGACGUUCGGCGACACCGUCGAAGGAUAAGGCGAUAACGUCACCAGAAACGGUUCAUCUGGGCGUUAACAGUAGCAGCAACAGCUUUGUACCAGCAUCAUCCGCCAAAGACCGAACGAAGCCGGCGGAGGAAAAUAACCGAACGUACGGAUCGUCGAGAAAUGGGCCAACGGUGGCCACGAAAUCGACACCACCGGUCUUCUGCUCUACCAGUGACUUAACGGGCGUGACUGAAUCAAAUUCAUCCGCCAAACAUCAGCAUCAUCACUCUGCGUCGUCAUCAUCCUCAUCUUCAUCAUCCUCCUCCUCCUCGUCGGGUGGGGAAGAAUCGUCAUCGGGUGGAAAUGAGGAGCGAAGCAUCACAUCGGCGGCAUCGGACACCUCAUCGUUGUCCUCCUCCGCCUCCUCCUCGUCAUCUUCAUCUCCGUCCCCGACGGCGACGAAGCAGCAGCACGCACCGGCGGACAACUUUGCGCCAGCAGCCGCCACCGCCACCAACGCGAUGGCCAAGGUGAACGUAAAGAAAACGAAAAGCCUACCGAUGAGCUACGAAUCGGUGGUGGUUUCGUUGGCUAGCGUGUUCGCCGCCACCGCCGCCGCCGUCACCAGCAACACGAUGGCAUCGUCAUCGCACUCUAGUCAGACGUCAACGUCAGCCGCAUCGACGGCUUCCCUGGCUACGAUAGCAGCUGCCGUUUCGUCCUCCUCCGACAUAGCGUCACCGGCCACGCCCACGUCGUACGUCGGUACGCAACGGGCAACGCAGCAAUCCACGACGAAGGACGCCGCGAGCUACAAUCACCAACCAUCGAGGCUGGAUAAUAAUCCAAGCAAGCUGCGAAACGGUGGUAACGCUAGCAACAACGGCGUGGACGUCACCACAACCAAGGAACCCUUGGUGGCGAAGGACGGCAAACCGUUGUCAUUCUCCUCGAAUAUCGGAAACAGCAGCAGCAGCAGCACAAUGAAGUACCAAAAAGCUCAAACGACCAACACGACCGGCAGCGGUUUCGGGGCGGAAGGAACUAAGCAUUCCAAGGAGCUUCCGGCCGCGGUGAAGAUUGCCUUCGGCGAGAAGCUGUCGCUUCCGGCGAACGAUGGCGACAGUCUCCUCGGCAAGGAAAACAGUUCCACCGGUAACAUUAUCUUCGAAAAAUGCAACCAGAUCGAGCAAGCGCAACAGCAACAACCGUCGAAAAAGUUCAGCAAAACACCCGGCCGAGAGCGCAAGCCAACCCAGGCCAAGAAGGGCACAAAUGGAAAAGGAGCACCGACCGGCGCACAACAGUACAAGGGUACCGCACUGCAGUUCAACUCGCUCGGUGGCCAGCACAAAUCGACAACGCUCGGUACGAUCCUGCAGAAUGCGUCCGUCCCCGUUUCGACCGGUGCUGCAGGUGGUGCAGGGUCGGUUUGGGGUGAAAAUUGCGCUCGCUUCAGCGAUGUCGUUGCACAAAUGUCCAGCUCGAAAGCCGGUCAGCAAUCGGUUACGGCAUCAUCGCCGCUUCUCGGCAUGGAGUUUCUUCUUGGGCUACCUUUGAACACAAACGCGCCACCCUCGGGCUCAUCCCCUUCGCCGAAGCAGGGUUCCACUCAGAAACCGUAUAAAUCGAAGGACGAUAGCUAUCUGGUCGGAGCGGAAGAACGCGAAUCAUCCGCACCGUUUGUGGCUACCAGCGGCUCGCCGGACCUGGGACCGAUCGGAACGUCGAAGAAAUCUCCCACCGGUAGCAACAACGGUGGUGGAGGAGGACCGGAGGGUGAUGGUGGAGAAACUGAUGGGUUUGGUGGACGCGUCAACGAGGAUCGACCUGCGGCCGGUGGAUGUGUAGCGAAGAGUUGGGAACCGUUCGGUGGACAUGUCAUACAUAACCCGGGACAACUUACGGCGGCCGCGACUGAGAACAACCGAGAUGAGAUUGGACAGCUCAACCACCAAUCGGACAGUUUCUUUUCACAAUCGUUCGCCGACUUUCACCAUCGCACAAACGAUCAGUUCCGAGGCAUAUCUUCGAUGGCUGGCGGUGGCCAGAACAUGAAUGCGAUGAAUAUGACGUCGUCCUCCUCCGUUAUGCAGCACAAUUCCGGCGGGUAUGCGUUUCCGGAUCAAGGGCGCAAUGGUGGCCUGGCCAUGGGCAACAGCUAUACCGAUGGUUCCCGCUCACACCCGAUGCGUCAGCAGCAACCGAUGGGUGACUGGAAUAACUCCGUCGAUUCGACGACGCUGCAUUGGCCCAUGACUGCGCACAAACCGGCCACUAUUUCGCAGCCGACCGGUGGCAUGGAUUUGGAGUGGGGUCAUAACUCUGAUUUUUGGAACAGUCUUAGCCCGCAGCACCAUCAUCACUAUCAACAGCAGCAGCAUCAGCAACAGCAGCAGCAACAGCAACAACAGCAAAUGGCAUACUCAACUCACUUCCAAUCUCAACUGGCCGGGCAGAUGCCGAUCAGUUGCCCGCAGCAACCGACCAUGGUACCCGAUAUUGGUCUCGGUCGUAACAUGAGGAUGUCCGACGGCUGGUAUACGGCACCGACGGCGAGCACCGUUGGACCGCCACCCGGAUUCACGAACGUCAUGCCGGUCGGAACACAUGCCAACAUUGGACUAGUUCCUCCGCAGCAACAUGUGACGCAAGCGGAUCAGCUACAGCAACACUUUCAGCUAAUUCUACAACAUCACCAGCAGCAACAGCAACAGCAACAGCAGCAACAACAACAGCAACAAAUGCGUCAACUGGCGUCUCAAGAAGAACUGACCUUGCCCCCGUCGGCCGGUCCCAUCGGUGCGGGCGUUUCAUCAUCCGGUGGAUCUUCUUCUCCCACUGCUUCGUCAUCGUCCCCUGGAGUAGCAACGGUCGGCGCGGCAUCGUCAUCCUCUGGAUCAUCGUCAUCGUCCGUUUCUUCUACGGUCGCUCCGUCGGUCAUGCCAUCUUACGACCCUUUUCAGCUUCGGACAAUCUGGGCCUCGGCCAGCAACAAUGAUCCCUGGGCUACGACGGAAGCGUCGAAAAAGAAGUAAAGGAGUCUAGGAUCUUCUGGGAAUGCGAAAGAAGCGGAUACGCGGCCCAAGUUGGUGUUUGUUAGAAGCUUUUCGUGUUUACUAGAGUGUUUGAUUUUCUCUCUCCCAUCAAAACCCUAAAUUAUUUCGCGGAUUGUCGCUUCUUGCCAAUUUAGGUCAAGUCUACAGACGAAUUAUUUUCUUUUAGUUUUUUUCAAAACAUUUAUCCUCUUUCGAAAUACCGUCUGGAAAAGAAUUAACAUUCGAUGCUCAAGGCAUUGAACGGAAAUCGGUUGUUUAAACUCGAAGCCCUUUUUUGUGUCUGAUGAACCAAAUAUGUAAGAGUAGUCACUUGAAGACGGAGAAUUUGGCAAAAAGAAAAAGAAUUUCAUAUCUAUAUCACUUGGUACAACCGGCAACACUCUAGACACAGACACUCACUUAUUGCCCACUUUUUCUUACAUUUUAUUAUCAUUUUAGUUUCUCCUUACUUUUUUUUUCCUUUCACUCCAAUAUAUAUUUACUUUUAUCGUUCUACGUUUUUCUUCGCUAAAUCAGUCACCUAUCCCCUAUUAUUAAUCUCAACCGAUACCAUGUUUUAAUUGCGUUAUAAAAAUGAUACGAACUGAAACAUUUGAUGUGAAAUGAACUGUAUAUGUCAAAUGAUUUGAUCAUUCAAAGCUUUGUUUCUUUUCUGUGUUCACGUCUUGGUUAUGAUUUUGUGAUACUAAAUUAUGCUAAGGCCUCUCGUAAUCAUUGGCAUGACAGGCUCGUUCUACUCUUUACGUUGGACUGUCUUUCCCAGGGGAUUUAUGACCAGCCACCAUAGACCAUAUCCCAGACAAUUCAUAAACUAUGAUGCUGAGCUAAAAGUGAUUUUGGACAUUAUAAUAUGAAGACAAGAAACAUUACUAAACAGAUCUAUACAUACAUUACAUAUAUAUAAAUAUGCUGCUAAAAGGCACGAGUAACCAUGAUGAUGAUGAUGAUGAUGAUUAUAAGAGGAGCAUGUUGCCUAGCUGAUGCUGAUGCUUCAAACUGAAUGAUCAAACGAACCCGGCAAUGAUGAUAACGAUGAAGAUGAGAGCUGCAAACUUAACACUUCAUUCUGCUAACGGAUAACGGAAGAUGACGAUGGUAAAACCGAAUGAUCCUCGUCCGGUUGUCGGCAGGGUCGUAAUCGAUUUUGAACAAAUAAAACCACAUACACAGAGUGAAAAAAAGAUGAAUAAUCUGCAAAU
Anopheles coustani is the source of this 9550-nucleotide messenger RNA. RefSeq names its product transmembrane protein 131 (gene Tmem131). Gene Ontology annotation, cellular component: membrane. The transcript is spliced from 4 exons. The coding region runs from base 873 to 8330 and encodes 2485 amino acids. The record is from RefSeq and is a predicted model, not a curated record. Lineage: Eukaryota; Metazoa; Arthropoda; Insecta; Diptera; Culicidae.